Messenger RNA from Caenorhabditis angaria, 1391 nucleotides. Lineage: Eukaryota; Metazoa; Nematoda; Chromadorea; Rhabditida; Rhabditidae. The record is from the annotation of a GenBank genome assembly.
AUGGCUCCAGCUGAAUCAACACCUCGGAAUACUGGAACUUAUGCUGAUGAUAGUGUUUUGAGUCAAAAUGACAUCAUCACCGAUGCGGUAAAUCCUAGUUGUGUUUUCUACCAAAAGAAGCCCGAUUUUGAUUUCAGAAAUGGUGUCAAUCUUUCCCUCAAUCAUUGGCCGAUGAGACGAGCUCUUCAAAGUUUAUGAUUCGAGCAAUGUUUGUUGCAUUCUCGUGCGUUAUCAGAUAUCGUAAAAUUCUCGGAGAGGAGUGCUUCAAAUCGAAUUACAUCGCCGAUAAAAUGAAGAUUCGAUCAUUGAGCUUCGAAAACAAUGAAUCAUUGACAAUUUCUCAACAUUUGAGAUCUGCUGGUGAUGCGAUAAAAGAGGGAGCACUUGAAGAAUUGGCGAUGGUUGUGACACAGAAAGAGGGAGACGUCGAAGCAUUGGAAGUUUUUUCGUGGAAAAUGCACUAUGACGAGUAUAAUAAUCCAUCUGCAGUUUUAUCGUGAGUUUUACAUUGUAUUAGACAUUGAAAGAAAACCUCUUCAGACUUGAUGCUUCAAAUAAUUCGCCGAUUUCUCAACUCAGUAAAAUUGGCUAUGCGGGAUCGAAAUCUGUUCGCGAUCAGUUGGUUCUUUUGGUUCGCAGUUUGCAAGUUGUUUGCCAAAAGAUUCUCGCACCUCUUCCAGAAAAUGUUUCUAUCAAUUUCCGUAUGUCAUACAUGGAUCGUAAGUAAACAAUUAAAACUUCUAAUUAACAAUCUGAAUUUAUCAGAUGUUCAUUCUGACUAUAAAGCCGAUGGAUUCAAAGAAACAACAACUUUCUACACGCUUCCUGAAGACUGUCAAAUAGCUUCACUUGGUCAACUUCGUCCAGGUCAUCAUGGAUGUGAUCUUUCAUGUUCAAGUGUUUAUAUGAACGAUUCAUAUGAAGCUGAACUGGUUCUGAAGAAGUAUGCUGAAAAAUGUGCUGAUUCUCUGGGAUACGACGUGCCAAACACUUUGUAUCAAUCAUUCGUGUCUGACGCCAAUGCUACUCGAGUUUCAACUGAGAAAACACCUGAACAACCGAUCGAAAGUCCAAAAACCCCAGAAGAGGAUUUAGUUGUAAGAUUAUUCUAUCAGAUUAUUUUUUAUCAAUGACGAAUUUUUUUAUAGGAAAAAGUUGAAUCGGUCAAGUUGAAAGAUUCGCCAGUUAAAAAUGUUCGAGGAAGAAGAAAGAGAGGACAGGUAAUUCUAUAGAAUCUGAAAUUUGAUUUUUAAAAAGCCAACUAAUUUCAGGUUUCUGACAAGAUUGCUGAAAAACCAAUUCCAGUUGAGGAAAGAAGAACAACUAGAUAUGGACGUGUUCGCUCAGUCAGUGUUAUUUCGCCGGAAAAAAGAUCGAAAAGAAAUCUGUAA